CUGCAAGGGCCCCGCAGCGCGGUAGCGGACGGUGCGCUCCUGUCCUCUUCUGUCCUCUAUUCAUUUGCGCGCUCUGCUCUGACACCUGCAGCUUCGGCGUUCCCAAUACAGAGCUCCCAUACACUCUCUCACUCUUACCCUCGAGUUCUUGCCCCACGGUAUUGCGUCCCCACUCCGAACCAUGGGCCGUCAGAAGGAACUAGUGUCGCGCUGCGGGGAGCUGCUGCGGGUCCGGUACCGGCUGCUGCGCCAGGCUCUCGCUGAAUGCCUCGGGACGCUCAUACUGGUGAUGUUUGGCUGUGGCUCUGUGGCCCAGGUUGUGCUGAGCAGAGGGACCCACGGUGGCUUUCUUACCAUCAACCUGGCUUUUGGCUUUGCAGUCACACUUGGUAUCCUUAUUGCUGGCCAAAUAUCUGGGGCCCACCUGAAUCCAGCUGUGACCUUUGCUAUGUGCUUCCUGGCGAGGGAGCCCUGGAUCAAGCUGCCCAUCUAUGCACUAGCCCAGACAGUGGGGGCCUUCCUAGGGGCUGGGAUUAUCUUUGGGCUGUACUAUGAUGCAAUUUGGGCUUUUGCUGGUAACGAACUUUUUGUCUCCGGCCCCAAUGGCACUGCCGGCAUCUUUGCCACCUACCCUUCUGGCCACUUGGACAUGGUCAAUGGCUUCUUUGACCAGUUCAUUGGCACAGCAUCACUUAUCGUCUGUGUGUUGGCUAUUGUGGACCCCAACAACAACCCAGUUCCCCGAGGUCUUGAAGCCUUCACUGUUGGUUUUGUGGUCCUGGUCAUUGGUACAUCCAUGGGCUUCAAUUCUGGUUAUGCUGUUAACCCAGCCCGAGAUUUUGGUCCCCGCCUCUUCACUGCCAUUGCUGGCUGGGGUUCUGAGGUCUUCACAACGGGUCGACACUGGUGGUGGGUCCCCAUCGUCUCACCACUUCUUGGUUCCAUUUGUGGAGUUUUUGUCUAUCAGCUCAUGAUUGGAUUUCACCUGGAGCUUCCUCCUUCCACAGAGCAGGAGAAUGUCAAGCUGGCUCAUGUGAAACACAACGAACAGCUCUGAGUGGGAGAGUUGCAGCUCCCUCCCUCCAGGAUCCCCACUCCUUCCCCUAGGAACUAACACUGAUAGAACUGUGCCAGAGACAUACCCCCAAAGCAGCCAUAGCCUCCACCUCUCUGGUCCCCAUGCCUCCUGUUCCUCUGGCCCUGGGAGACUCUUUCCUGAGGGCUAUGUUUAGCAAUAAUGCUAAACCAAAAAAAGCCCCCUCAAACCUCUCUCCCCACCCUAGGGGUUAAUGAAUCCUUGGGAAUCAUGGUCAGUAUGGAUUUACAAUGGUUGUUGGAUUUAAGCCCUGCCCUGAUGUUGCCAGACCUGAAGUAGGAUAUUUGCCGGAAAUAAUAAAUUGCUUUGAGUUCUUGGAAGGUUCUUCAGAGGAAAAAAGAGAGGGGAAGUCAAUAGCUAGAAACUCUGCAGAUGUGUGAAGGGGUACAGAUAUGUGAGAGAUGCAUAGGUGUGAAGGUAGUUACAGAUAUACAAGGGCAUUUUAGCCUUGGGAAAGUCCCAGAUUCAUUCAUUCAUUCAUUCAUUCAUUCAUUCAUUCCAGAUAUAGGAGAGGCUCAAAUGAAAGAGAUUCCAAAUGGAGACAUGUUAGAUACAUGAGAGGCAGUGCAAAUAAAAGGAAAGUCCAAGUGUGUGUGUGUGUGUGUGUGUGUGUGUGUGUGUGUAGGUAUAUUAGUGAUUACAGAUGUGUGUCAACCGAAAUGUGUGUGUAAGGGGGAGGAUACAUAUGUAUAUGUCCUAGAAAGGAGAGACCCAGAAGCAGAGGAUCUUGCUAGACUUUGGGGAAGGGAGGAAGUCAGGGAGAGCAGAAAAACCUCUCGAAAGACACAUUACUUUGCCUGGGGGGAUGUGUGUGUUUGGGGGGAGAGACUCAUAAUUUGAGGUUCAGAGCUCUGCACAUAGGCAGAAUCCAUUUGCUUGUUCCCACCCAUGACCUCAGGUGGUGGGUGCUAAGUACACGGAUAUGUCUCAUUUGGGCAAAUGUUACAGCUAGGGUUGGGGGCCUUCCUUCCCCAACCAAUGCCACUUGUUCCUUGCUCUUGGGUGUUCUUAUUCCCUCCAGGCAUUCCCAGAUUGGGUCAAAUAAGGGUGCCUGUUCCUCAAAUACUCCUUAUUCACUGUGUGGAUACCUCCACCCCAAUACACUCUUGUAUUUUUUAAAAUAAAGACAUUUACACAGAAAACUUGA
Messenger RNA from Vombatus ursinus (common wombat), 2243 nucleotides. It is a transcript of the gene AQP3, whose product is annotated as aquaporin 3 (Gill blood group). The record is from RefSeq and is a predicted model, not a curated record. Gene Ontology annotation, cellular component: plasma membrane; basolateral plasma membrane. NCBI's taxonomy places the organism in Eukaryota, Metazoa, Chordata, Mammalia, Diprotodontia, Vombatidae. The transcript has 6 exons. The coding region runs from base 182 to 1057 and encodes 291 amino acids. Gene Ontology annotation, biological process: water transport; glycerol transmembrane transport. Gene Ontology annotation, molecular function: urea transmembrane transporter activity; glycerol channel activity; water channel activity.